Messenger RNA from Diabrotica virgifera virgifera (western corn rootworm), 673 nucleotides. RefSeq names its product U6 snRNA-associated Sm-like protein LSm2. Gene Ontology annotation, molecular function: RNA binding. The record is from RefSeq and is a predicted model, not a curated record. Lineage: Eukaryota; Metazoa; Arthropoda; Insecta; Coleoptera; Chrysomelidae. Bases 299 to 586 code for a protein of 95 amino acids. Gene Ontology annotation, cellular component: catalytic step 2 spliceosome; Lsm1-7-Pat1 complex; U6 snRNP. The transcript is spliced from 4 exons. Gene Ontology annotation, biological process: mRNA splicing, via spliceosome.
GUGUUUUCAAAUGAAGAUCCAGUCAGGAAGAAAAAAAAUAUAUAAAUACAUAAAUAUAUUAUUUAAAAGAGGUACAUAUCACGAAUUAGGAAGACUUACAACCAGAUCAAAGAACUUUAGAUACUAAUAAACAUAUAAAUUGUUUUUUGGUACUGACACUUGUUCUCGUAAGAAGAAAUCUUCUGAUAAUAUAAGUUUCUUUCGAUAUCGUGACCGCCAGAUUACGCUACAGUAUCUGUUAGAAUGACAGAUAAAUAUUUUCCUAACCUAACUUUCACUCGUUAAAUUAACAUUCAAAAUGCUGUUUUACUCAUUCUUCAAAUCUCUCGUUGGAAAAGACGUUGUUGUUGAACUAAAAAACGAUUUAAGUAUAUGUGGAACAUUACACUCUGUAGACCAAUAUUUAAAUAUAAAAUUAACAGAUAUAAGUGUAACGGAUACAGAUAAAUAUCCUCACAUGCUCUCGGUCAAAAACUGUUUUAUCAGAGGAUCUGUGGUUCGAUAUGUUCAAUUACCAGCAGAUGAAGUCGAUACACAACUAUUGCAAGAUGCAGCCCGGAAAGAGGCCUCUGCACCUACUAGAUAAGUUAUAACUAGGAUACAUAAGCAUUACUUUUAAGGUAUUUUUAAGUGUCUGAAUAUUGCAUUUAAAAAAUAAAUUAAUUUUAGAAUU